Molecule: messenger RNA, 867 nt
Organism: Marasmius oreades (fairy-ring Marasmius)
Lineage: Eukaryota; Fungi; Basidiomycota; Agaricomycetes; Agaricales; Marasmiaceae
Exons: 5
Coding region: 1-330 (109 amino acids)
Source: RefSeq, a predicted model, not a curated record
AUGACUGUUCAUUUGCUUUUCCACGGUCGUGACAAGAGCGCGUCUUUCCUCUUCGCUUUCGACUUGAGUCCUCUGAGAUUGCUCCCAAUCAAAGCUGCACAACUUCUUCAACACCUACGUCAUUGGUACCGACGUUUGCUCGAGCUCAAGCUCUCCAUACGCUUGGCUCCUUUCGGACUGGUAGCACUGAUCAAGCAGGCUCUCGAGGCUCGAUCAAUCAAGAUAAGGGCAUUUUAUGUAACUAUUGAUAUCAAAUGUAGGUGGAAUAAUAUGGAUCAGCCUUUAUUUCAAAAGUGCCAGUGGAAUGGUCGAUCACUCGAGGAGCUCUAGUCUGUCAGCGGGUGAUAUCCCACAUCCAUGUUCCGAAAUUUCCAUUGCUGUCGCCUGUCAUGACGUUUCAGAGCUGUACUACAGUCUACUGUUGGGCCUGGCUAUAUAUGGUCGAAAUACAUGGGUAGAGGUGGAUGUUUCGAUCUUGGUUGUUUUGCCUUUUAUCUGAGUGGGAUAUGCAGCGACGACCGCUUGUAGUUCUCAAACUUGUUACCGAUUUGCUUCAACUCAUCGUCUGUUCUCAAAUCAUGUGCUAUUUACGGUCAACCCACGACUCUCGAUGGCUCUAUCCACCAUUGCCAAACGAUCUCUGAUUCGUUCUUGUGGCGGAAAACUGGUGCUGUACUGCUGUGUAGUGAUGUAGGGUCCUUUUGUUUUAUAACGGUCCUACUCGACCUUCUGUGUCUGCAAAUCUGAUCAUCGACACUGAAAGAAAUUGGAUUCGUCCCCGUAAAGCGUGUUAAUCAUCCAUGGGAACACACUGGUGAAUCACGCUUCCAGGACGUACUUAUCUUCGAGUGCCCAACAACAACCUGC